Messenger RNA from Cetraspora pellucida, 1599 nucleotides. Lineage: Eukaryota; Fungi; Glomeromycota; Glomeromycetes; Diversisporales; Gigasporaceae. The record is from the annotation of a GenBank genome assembly.
AUGCCUGUUCAAAACCUUAUCGAAUCCAUUAAAUCUACUACUACUACAGAUUUAUUCAUUUUAUUCACGGCUACCUGUAUCGCUACCUAUGUUUUUAACUUUUAUUACAAAUACUUUACUCGUCCCAAUCCACUCCCUGGUCCAUUUCCUCUACCAUUUAUUGGAAACAGUCAUAACUAUAGAGAUGUAAAGAAAUUCUAUGAGGAAUGUCAACAAAAAUAUGGUGAUAUCUGUGAAUUGAUGCUCGAUCGCAGAUAUAUCAUUCUUUCACGACCGGAAGAUAUUAGAAAACUUUUUACUCCUACGCAAUUUUUCCAGAGAAUUCCAGAUUCUCCAGGUAUAAUUGAAUUGGGAAUGUACAACCAUGCAAUUAUCUUCAACGAAAAUUAUGAAAGUUGGAACUACAAUAAAAGGUUCUUUACUGAGGCAUUAUCGACUAGAUUUAUUGAUGCAUCUAUGAUAUCUAUAAAUCAAAUCUAUGAAGAGAUGUGCGGUUAUUGGCAAUCUCUUGGGAGACAUAGUGCUUCAAUGAAUAAUAAUAAUAAUUGGACAUUAGAAACAGAUUUUUCAGGAUGGUUUCAUACAUUUUCUAAUGAUGUUACUUCAGUACUUGCUACUGGAACACGCACGCAUGCAAUUACUUCCUUCUAUAACACAUUAAGCAUUAACAAAGUCGAGCUUUCUAAUGCGUUAAUUCAAGAUGGUACCGACUUUUGUAAAGCACUCGUAAAAUUUCUGGAAGGUUUCUUGUUUUUCACGUUCUUUAGUCCUUUUGUUCGGCAUUACGUUCCAAUAUUCAAAAGCAAAUCAGAUUCGUAUUUAAAAAACCGUGAUUACUUGUUUAACAAGUUUGAUAAUAUGAUCAAACAGAGAAGAACUGAAAUCGAAGAAAAGCCGGAGACAAGAACGAAAACAGAUAUGCUUACUUCCUUAAUUACAGCACAUACUGUUGUUGAAGGUGAGAAUUUUAAGCCUAUGAGUGAUGCAAAUAUAAGAAUGAAUCUGCUAGAAAUGUUUAUAGGUGGAUCAGAUACUACUGCAGACACAUUCUGCUUCAUAGUCUACUUCCUUUGUAAACAUCCUGAUGUAAAAGAAAAAAUGCUUGCAGAAAUUGAUUCUAUUGUACCUACAUUUUCUGAUAAAUUAUCUUACAACGAUCUCAAAAGACUAAAAUAUUGUGAUGCUAUAAUUAAGGAAGCUAGUCGUUUAAUACCAGCUGUACCUUUUGCAUUCCGCCACAUUAUGACUGAGUGUAAAAUUGCUGGAUAUCAAUGGCCAGCUGGUACAAGUUUUCAUAUAAAUUUUGCUGGAGGACAUAUUCACCCUGUGAGUUGGGAUAAUCCUAAAACUUUUAAUCCGGAUAGGUGGCUUUCUAAUUAUAAUGGUAAUAUCGAUAAAGCUGCUUGGAUGCCGUGGGGUGGAGGUAAACGUAUAUGCCCUGGAAAAAAUCUGGCAAUUAUCGAGUUACUUUUAGUAAUGUCUUCAUUAUAUAAAAAUUAUAAUGUUGAGUUAGUGAAUGAGCAUGGGCCAUUGAAAAUUCAUACUCAAAUAAUUGCUAUCUGUACAGAAUUGAAAGUUAGAAUUAGUCCUCGAAUUUGA